AUGCAAGUUAAAGAAGGCGCUCUAUGGUUUGAAGCAAGCACCACGCACCUGGUAUGGAAAGAUGCAAAGUUUCUGUUACAGAGUGGUUAUUCUGUAGCACCACCUGAUUCGAGCUUAUUUGUGAAAGCUAAAAAUGGAAAGUUGGCAAUAAUUCUUGUAUAUAUGGAUGAUCUUAUCAUCACAGGAGAUUUUAAAGAGGAGAUUCAACAAACAAGAGCUAAUGUUUCAGUACGUUGUCAAAUGAAGGAGCUUGGAGAACUAACACAUUUUCUUGGUCUUCAAGUGGAGCGGACUAAGGAUGGGAUAUUUCUAUGCCAACAUAAUUAUGUACGAGAUCUUCUAGAAAAAUAUGGAAUGGUCGAUUGCAAGCCUAUUUUAACUCCAGAGGAGGUUAAUGCAAGGUUAUGUUCAGUCGAAGGCAAAGAUCUAGAAGAUGUAACCAUGUACAGACAAUUGGUGGGACGUCUUAUCUAUCUCACGUUAACCAGACCACAUAUUGCAUAUAUACAGUGA
Beta vulgaris subsp. vulgaris (sugar beet) is the source of this 513-nucleotide messenger RNA. RefSeq lists its product as uncharacterized. Lineage: Eukaryota; Viridiplantae; Streptophyta; Magnoliopsida; Caryophyllales; Amaranthaceae. Bases 1 to 513 code for a protein of 170 amino acids. The record is from RefSeq and is a predicted model, not a curated record. The transcript has a single exon.